Molecule: messenger RNA, 979 nt
Organism: Grammomys surdaster
Lineage: Eukaryota; Metazoa; Chordata; Mammalia; Rodentia; Muridae
Gene: Tnnt1
Product: troponin T1, slow skeletal type
Exons: 14
Coding region: 95-883 (262 amino acids)
Biological process (GO): slow-twitch skeletal muscle fiber contraction; regulation of muscle contraction; sarcomere organization
Cellular component (GO): troponin complex
Molecular function (GO): tropomyosin binding; troponin T binding
Source: RefSeq, a predicted model, not a curated record
AGUACCUCCUAAUCCCUCCUGGGAUCAGGUUUUCAUGGACCUGUCACAGGACAAAAGAAGACAGCUGUGGUGAAAGAGGCAGGGUCACUCCAGGAUGUCAGACACCGAAGAACAAGACUAUGAGGAGGAACAGGCAGAAGAUGAGGAAGCGGUGGAGGAGGAGGAAGCCCCCGAGGAGCCAGAGCCGGUGGCAGAGCGAGAAGAAGAGCGCCCCAAACCCAGCCGUCCUGUGGUGCCUCCUUUGAUUCCCCCGAAGAUUCCAGAAGGCGAACGUGUGGACUUUGAUGACAUCCACCGGAAGCGCAUGGAGAAAGACUUACUGGAGCUGCAGACGCUAAUCGACGUGCACUUUGAGCAGCGGAAAAAGGAGGAGGAGGAGCUCAUUGCGCUAAAAGACCGCAUUGAGAGGCGUCGCGCGGAGAGAGCCGAGCAGCAGCGCUUCAGAACAGAGAAGGAGCGAGAACGCCAGGCCAAGCUGGCGGAGGAGAAGAUGCGGAAGGAGGAGGAGGAGGCAAAGAAGAGAGCAGAGGAUGAUGCCAAAAAGAAGAAGGUUCUGUCCAAUAUGGGGGCUCAUUUUGGGGGCUACCUGGUCAAGGCAGAACAGAAGCGUGGGAAGCGACAGACUGGUCGGGAGAUGAAACUCAGGAUCCUGUCUGAGAGGAAAAAGCCCUUGAACAUCGACUACAUGGGGGAGGACCAGCUCCGGGAGAAGGCCCAGGAGCUGUCAGAAUGGAUCCACCAGCUGGAAUCAGAGAAAUUUGACCUGAUGGAGAAAUUGAAGCAACAGAAAUAUGAGAUCAACGUGCUGUACAACCGCAUCAGCCAUGCCCAGAAAUUCCGAAAGGGAGCUGGGAAGGGCCGAGUUGGAGGCCGCUGGAAGUAAGCCUGCCAGGACAUGUCCCACUGUGUGAAGCCCAGGAGCCACUGGAGUGUGUCCCAUCUGUAACUCAAAAUAAAGUGUCCCCAGGCUUCUGCUUAA